Centropristis striata (black sea bass) is the source of this 11942-nucleotide messenger RNA. RefSeq names its product glutamate receptor, ionotropic, N-methyl D-aspartate 2B, genome duplicate b (gene grin2bb). The coding region runs from base 1962 to 7271 and encodes 1769 amino acids. NCBI's taxonomy places the organism in Eukaryota, Metazoa, Chordata, Actinopteri, Perciformes, Serranidae. Gene Ontology annotation, cellular component: postsynaptic membrane; plasma membrane; NMDA selective glutamate receptor complex. The record is from RefSeq and is a predicted model, not a curated record. Gene Ontology annotation, biological process: monoatomic ion transport; excitatory postsynaptic potential; long-term synaptic potentiation. Gene Ontology annotation, molecular function: NMDA glutamate receptor activity; transmitter-gated monoatomic ion channel activity involved in regulation of postsynaptic membrane potential. The transcript is spliced from 16 exons.
CACAUGCACUCGCACACUAAACUAUGCCUAAAACAACAGUGUUCAGUGAGUCGAUAUCGGUCUGGUCUCGCACCGUUUUCACACCCUCCUCCUCAUCUGUUCUCAUCUAAUUAUUGUCUUUGAGAAACCUUUUUUUAUAUGUUCACAUGUCACUUCCCCUUUUCCAUUUAAUAAAGAUACCAAUUUGUUUUGCAACCUGUUGUGAAUUAACAAGGGAAUCAAAAUUGAGUUCAGUCCUGUGGGAGAAUGAGAUUCAUUUAUUGGCACUCUGGCAUCCUUUUAUGUUUGAUUAUUAAUCUGGCAAAGUUGGAAUGUUCAGUCUAAAUGAAACGAUACUCAUUCAUUGAGCUGCAUUCAAAGUCCGGAGCUAAUGGCCAUUUCAGGUCAUUGAGAGUGUAUCCCAUUUCAUUCUUUGAUUUGUGCUUAUUUUCAUUCUGCCAGUCCAUCAGCAGCCAUUAGUCCUCAUACAACCCUCCCCACACACACAAACAAACACAGUCAUAAAACCUUAAUUAUGCUCCUUUUUUAGCAUCCAAAUAUCUUUCAGAAUUUAAUUCUCGUGCCUCUGCAUGUUUUCAAUUUCCACCUUCCCUCGCUUCGAUUGGUUUUCAUCCAGAACUGGCCAUUUUUCAUUCCUGAAGCUUCCCCCCCUUCACUUGUCUUCAUUCUCAUCCUCUGUCAGGCAAGAGAGACCGGUUGGCAUUAGUUGGAUGUUGAACAGUGGAUUAAGUGGGUAAUGCCUUGCGGUGGAUUUGAGGUGUAAAAAAAAGACGGUGUGCAGGUUGUAAGAUAGAGACAGACUGAUAGACAGAUCCAAAUAGAUAUAGAACUUAAUAUCCCAUCUCAUCACUACCUUUCUCUUCCCCUCUGUCACAUUGCCCUUCUUUCUUUACUUUUGUGUUUGAUGCUUCGUUUCUUCUUGUCACUGCCACACCUUUUUGGGAGCACUGUUUUAAAGCAUUACCACUGCUAGACUGUAAGUUUUUAGCCUAUAUUUCGAUUGGACAUCUACCUGCUCUCAACCUUAAGGUGAAAAAAUUAGUAGGGUAGGCCCAAGCCACUUUAGUCUCCUUUUCCCCCCUUUUUCUUGUGGACUGAUAAAGGGGCUUAAUAAAUCCGUCUUUCUUGAUUGUUCUGAGAGUGGGAUGUCGUCAUGAAGGAAUAUGAAGGACCACUUGUUUUGCUCUGUCUUUGCUUUUGUGUCUCAACUCUGCUCCUCUGUAAAACAUCUCCACUACAGUCUAUAAAUUAUGUGUUACAGAAAAGAGUUAAUUAGACUGAGGAAGAGGAGAGUGCAGAGCCGGCCGCAACGCUGAUCACCAUGACUGGCUAGAGCAAGGCGAAGGCAAGAAAGCCAAAGAAGAGAAAUCAGGGAGGGAAGAAGAAGAACAAGAAGAAGAGGAGUACGUACACACCCACUGCUGCUCAUCUCCACGGCAACUGUGUUCACACGCUCGCAGACUUCUGGGAGGAGACCUUAGCGAGCUGCAUCAAGAGCGUUGGAGGAAGGGGAAAGAGAGUCGGAUGGAAAGAGACGAAUGAAAGAGCGUCCCAUCAUCACUCACCGUUUAUCAUUUUUGAGUUCAGUUUAUUGGGUUCACACACACGCUGACAUUUUGAAUUGAUGGUCAACUUUUAAAGUCUUACGAUCUGAGUCAGAAGCAUAUUUCAGCCAGGUUAGAUCCUCUCCCAUUGUUUCUAAGCAGUUAAUAUUAUCACAAUUUAGAAACUUCACCCCUGCCACUCUCCCACUCUACUAACGCCCCAGCAGCACCCACCUCCACUCUCACUCAACCCAAGAACGCUGACCCCCUACGUCCUGCAAAGACCCCACCUCAGUCUUCUGUGCGUGACUUCAUCUGACUACCAUCCCUUCAUCCGAGGCUAUGAGAGGAGGAGUCGAAUCUCAGAUCACUCCAUCAUGCCAGUUCUGAAGAGUAGAGAGGAGAUCCGGGCUGGCAAUGUUCAAGGGACGGCAUUUACACUCCUCCACAAUGCUUGUCAGCCUCCACCCUUCUCCCUCCCGUCUUCAGGACAAGCGCUUCGUCUCCCCCUCUUCCUCCCCCGAUCAUCAUCCUCCUCCUCCUCCUCCUCCUCCUCCGGACCAGUCCUCUCAUCAUCCUUAUUUUCAGCCUCGGCCGACCCUGCCCUUGUUUCCCUUGUCCUUCUCUCUGCUCCUCCUCUCCAUACUCCUCUUGCCUGUCUGCGAGUCUCGCAGGGGUGGAGGUCCAGGUACGGGGCCUGGAGGUGCCCCAGGGGGACAAGGAGGCCAGAGGGGAGGUGGCACACGAGGGGGCGUUGUCAUCCCUCCUCAGUAUUCUCCAGCUUUACCGGCUCUUCCCCCAAUAAAUCCCAAACUGAUCAAUUCACUCAGUAUAGCUGUCAUCCUGGUGGGCAACUCUAGUGAUGUGGCCCUGGGGGUCGGACUUGAGAAAGAGGACUUCCUCCACAUCCCUUACCCUCCCAAGGUCGAGGUGGUCACCAUGAAUGAGACUGACCCGAAGAGUAUCAUCCAUAGGAUUUGCACACAAAUGACAAAGAACUCUCUGCAAGGCGUAGUGUUCGGUGAUGACACGGACCAGGAGGCCAUCGCUCAGAUCCUGGACUUCAUCUCUGCGCAGACACACAUUCCCAUCCUAGGCAUCAGGGGAGGCUCCUCCAUGGUCAUGGCUGCAAAGGACGACAACUCCAUGUUUUUCCAGUUUGGUCCUUCCAUCGAACAGCAGGCCUCCGUCAUGUUGAACAUCAUGGAGGAGUAUGACUGGUAUAUUUUCUCCAUAGUCACAACGUACUACCCUGGCUACCAGGACUUUGUCAACAAGGUCCGCAGCACCAUCGAUAACAGCUUCGUGGGCUGGGAGCUAGAAGAAGUCUUCCUACUGGACAUGUCAGUGGACGACGGAGACUCCAAGAUCCAGAAUCAGCUGAAGAAACUGCAGAGUCCUGUUAUUCUGCUCUACUGCACCAAGGAGGAGGCUAGCACUAUCUUCGAAGUGGCCCAUUCUGUUGGCCUCACAGGUUACGGCUUCACCUGGAUCGUGCCCUCGCUGGUGACUGGAGAUGCAGACCACGUUCCCACUGUCUUCCCUACAGGGCUUAUCUCUGUGUCAUAUGACGAAUGGGACUACAAUAUCGAGGCCAGGGUACGUGAUGCAGUGGCUGUCAUUGCCACAGCGACCUCCACCAUGAUACUGGACCGGGGGCCACACACCCUGCUGAAGUCGAGCUGCCUCGGGACACCUGACAAAAAGAGCUCCAACACUGGCCACUCCAAGGAAAUACUAAAGUACCUCAUGAAUGUGACGUUCGAAGGUCGAAACCUGUCGUUCAGUGAAGAGGGUCACCAGAUGUUCCCCAAACUGGUCAUCAUUCUUCUGGACAAGGACAGACAGUGGGACAGGGUCGGUAAGUGGGAGAGAGGCUCUCUGACGAUGAGGUAUCAUGUGUGGCCUCGCUUUGAGCUGUACUCUGCAGCGGAGGAGCACGAGGACCACCUGUCCAUCGUGACUCUGGAGGAGGCGCCGUUUGUCAUCGUGGAGGACGUGGACCCGCUCAGUGGGACCUGCAUGAGGAACACUGUGCCGUGUCGCAAACAGCUAAAACUCAGCAAUCAGACGGGUGAUUCAGGGAUUUACAUCAAGCGCUGCUGCAAAGGUUUCUGCAUUGACAUCCUGAAGAAGAUUGCAAAGACGGUCAAGUUCAGUUACGACCUGUACCUGGUCACCAAUGGCAAACAUGGCAAGAAGGUUAAUGGGACAUGGAACGGCAUGGUUGGCGAGGUGGUGCUGAAGAAUGCCCACAUGGCAGUGGGUUCGCUCACCAUCAAUGAGGAGAGGUCGGAGGUCAUUGACUUCUCCGUGCCCUUCAUUGAGACGGGAAUCAGUGUCAUGGUCUCCCGUAGCAACGGCACCGUGUCUCCCUCCGCCUUUCUCGAGCCCUUCAGUGCUGAUGUCUGGGUGAUGAUGUUUGUGAUGUUGCUGAUGGUGUCGGCCGUGGCUGUGUUUGUGUUUGAGUACUUCAGCCCGGUGGGUUACAACCGCUGCCUGGCAGAUGGGCGAGAGCCCGGCGGUCCCUCCUUCACCAUCGGUAAGGCCGUCUGGCUGCUCUGGGGUCUGGUUUUCAACAACUCUGUUCCUGUGCAGAACCCCAAAGGUACCACCAGUAAGAUCAUGGUGUCAGUGUGGGCCUUCUUCGCUGUCAUCUUCCUGGCCUCCUACACUGCCAACCUGGCUGCCUUCAUGAUCCAAGAGGAGUAUGUCGACCAGGUGUCGGGCCUGUCAGAUAAAAAGUUCCAGAAGCCUAACGAAUUCUCGCCGCCAUUCCGGUUCGGCACGGUGCCCAAUGGGAGUACAGAGCGCAACAUCCGCAACAACUACCGGGACAUGCAUAGUUACAUGACCAGCUUCCACCAGAAGAAUGUAGAUGAAGCGCUGUACAGUCUGAAGACCGGCAAACUGGAUGCCUUCAUCUACGAUGCUGCGGUGCUGAACUACAUGGCGGGCAGAGAUGAAGGCUGUAAGCUCGUCACCAUCGGGAGCGGCAAGGUGUUCGCCUCCACCGGCUACGGCAUCGCCAUCCAGAAAGACUCCGGCUGGAAACGAGCUGUGGAUCUGGCUAUCCUCAUGCUGUUUGGUGACGGUGAGAUGGAGGAGUUGGAGGCCCUGUGGCUGACUGGUAUCUGCCACAACGAGAAGAACGAGGUGAUGAGCAGCCAGCUGGACGUGGACAACAUGGCGGGGGUCUUCUACAUGCUCGGGGCUGCCAUGAUUCUGUCAUUAAUCACCUUCAUCUGUGAACAUUGGUUCUACUGGCAGCUGCGCUUCUGCUUCAUGGGCGUGUGCUCGGGACAGCCCGGGGCCACCUUCUCCAUAAGCAGAGGUAUCUACAGCUGCAUCCACGGGGUACAAAUCGAGGAAAACAAGUCAGCCACAGACUCGCCCUCGGCUACCAUGAAGAAGAACAUGAACAACACCCAUUCCAACAUCCUGCGGUUACUCCGCACCGCCAAGGACAUGACCGCCGUCCCGGGUAUUAACGGCUCUCCGCACGCCGCCCUGGAGUACAGCCACAGCGGCCGAGACUCGGCCAUCUACGAUAUCCAGGAGCACCGGCGUAGCUUAGUGGGUCACCCUGCCGACUGCAAGUCAGCGCCACCCUACCUGCCAGAGGACAACAUGUUCAGUGACUACAUCAGCGAGGUGGAGAGGACUUUUGGCAACUUGCCCCUGAAGGACAGCAACCUGUACCAGGACCAUUACCUGCACCACCACCCGGCCUCGGCUCUGGGUAUGUCCGGCCCCCCGCCUAAUAGGCCGCGUAGCUUAGGCAGCACUAGCUCGUUGGAGGGGGGCAUGUUCGAUUGCGACAGUUUAGGGGGAGGGGUAGCGCCCAUCUUCACCACCCAGCCCCGCCCCUCCAUGACUCACAGGAAUACCAAUAAGUUUGACCUGAUCGCUGGCCACACCCCUGCGGAUUCCAGCCAGGGUGGGUUCAAGGGGAACAAUGUGUACGGCAGGUUUUCUUUCAAAGGAGGCGCAUCCAGCACGGGGCUCAUCGGGGGUCAUGACAGGUACUGUGGUGGGGGUGGGGGAGGCUCAGGGGGGGAUGAUGGGAACAUUCGCUCUGACGUUUCGGAUAUCUCCACGCACACCGUGACCUAUGGCAACCUGGAGGGCAACAACAAGCGGCGUAAGCAGUACAGGGACAGCCUGAAAAAGAGGCCAGCUUCGGCCAAGUGCAGACGGGAGCAGGACGAUAUAGAGCUGAGCGGCCUCCGGAGGAGAGCCCACCACCACACCGUCCACCACCACUUCCCCCACGGGCCCCUGGCACACCGCACGGUCUCACCUCCCCUGGAGCGGAAGAGGGGAGGAGCAGGGGGUAAUUCUUCACCUUACUUAUUCCGCAAAGACAAAGAGAACCUGAGGGAUUUCUAUGCAGACCAGUUCCGCUCCAAGGAGGGCAAGGCCAAGUGGGAGCAAGAGGGUGGAAGUGGAGGAAGCGGUGUGGGCGGCGGUAGUGGUGGUGGUAUCUGUAAGAGCUUAGUACCUGUAGAAGACUUCCUCAAAGGUAAAGGCAAGAAGCCGGAGUGUAAAGGUGGGCUUGGCUCAGUGUCGGCAGGGCAGCAGGCCCACACCUGCUGGGAGAAAGGGGUUUCUGGAAUAGGAGGGGGGGGCAUAGCAGGGGGUGACUGGGAGUGUCGUAACUGCCACAAUGUGUGUCACCAUGGAGGAGGCGGCGCUUGCCAAGCUAGCGGGGUUGGAGGCACCACCAGUCGCCCCAGCUCCGCUAGCUGUAAGCGUUGCGACUCUGUAAUCCAACCAAGUAACCUUUACAACAUCAGCGAGGAUAAUAACAUGGUGUUCGCUGGAGUGAAGAGUAGCAUAGCAGCCAGCCAGCCACAAACUCAGGCACAGCGCAGGAAGCUAGGGCCGGGCGGGAGGGUGUUACGAAGGCAGCACUCGUAUGACACUUUUGUGGACCUGCAGAGGGAGGGGUCAGGCCGUAUGGGAGGGGUCGGCGUGGGCGGGCAGUUUGCCCAGCCCCGCAGUGUGAGCUUGAAAGACAAAGACCGCUUCAUGGAGGGCCCCAGCCCUUACGCUCACAUGUUUGAGAGGUAUUCAGCUGACAGGGAGUCUCCCAUGUUUGGAGGAAUAGGCGGGGAUAGGGCUAAGGGGGGCUCCUCCUUCAGUUUGUUCCGUGGAAGCGAGGGUGGGUUGCAUCAGCGGUCGGUGGGGGAGAGAGACCUGAGGGAGAGAGAGAGAGCUAUGAUGGGAGGUGGGGGCUGUGGUGGUGGUGGUGGUGGUGGUGGUGGUGGUAGCAGAGGGGCCGGGACUUACUCCUUGUCUAAAUCUCUCUACCCAGAUAAGGUGAACCAGAACCCCUUCAUCCCAACCUUCGGCGACGACCAGUGUCUAUUACACGGUGCCAAACCGUACUACAUCAAAAAGCCACAGACGCAGCAACAGCAGCAGCAGCAGCAACUUCUCAACAACAGCCGAGGAGGAGGGGACUUCCGCGGCUCCAUGGGAACGACUUCCUAUUUACCCGCGUCCGCCACAGCUGGGGUGAUGUCCAAUGUGGCCCCCAGGUUCCCCAAAGAGCUGUGUCUGGGCGGGGUGGGAGGGCCCAUGGGGAACCACCAUGUUGGCAACAAGCUACUGACCGGGAGCAGGGACACGUUAGGUUUGGGGCAGGGACAGAGACCCUUCAACGGUGCCAGCAAUGGACACGUUUAUGAAAAGCUGUCCAGCAUUGAGUCAGACGUCUGAGGGUGAAGACGGAGGAAGAGAGGGGGAGGAUGGAGUUAGGGAAGAAAUAGAGGGAGAGAAACAUACAGAUGCUGAUGACCUCUUUGCAUGAAGGGAAGGAGGAGACACGAUGCUGUGUGUGUUGUUCUCACUCCACUAAACGGAAAAGAAUUUGGACGAUGCACAGAGGCCACUGCAGGCUAAGCUGUGAAGUCCGGCGGGAGACAAGUUUUUAAUGAGAAGAGAGGAUUCUGGUGCUUCUCUGACGCUCAGAGAAAGAUUGGGAGGGAUGGAGGGAGGGGAGGGGGGGAAGUGAAAUAAAAUCUCCGGUCUCUGCUCUCUUCACAUGCUCAUUGUCUUUCCCUCCCUCCUGCAGUUCCUCAACACCAAAACAAACAUUUUGUUUAACAACGGAAAUACAAUCAUGAAUGAGAAAUCAACGCUUCUGUUGAAGUCACAGGGUAAACUAAUAAUAAUUGUAUUGAUAAUGUUAAUACUAUUAUUGAAUAUUAUUCCAGUGUUAAUGAUGAUCGGUUUGGAUUGUUUUUUUCCUUUUUAUUUCAAAUUUUAUUGAUUUAAAUAGUUCAUGUUACAUAUUUGUAUGAUGUUAAUUCUUUCUUAGCUUAUCAACGUUACAGGAGACUGCUAGACCAGUCGUCAGAUCUUUUUUGGCUUCCUGUAAUUUGGACUCUUCUUUGCUAUUUAUUCUUCAUGUUUGAUUUUUUUUUUUUUUUACUUUUCUUACUCUUGAGUGCUGUGAAGUGUAUGUGAAAGGCAUGACUUGAAUAGUACAUUUUAAGUACUUAAAAAUGUGCAAGAAAAGGUCUCUUUUUUUCCAGCUGCAGAAGCAACAUCAUCAUACUGAUUUGCCGUUUCCUCUCCUUUUUUUCUGCUCGGCAGUACCAAAUGGGUCUCACAUUUUGAGCUGGAUGUGCCUUAAAGGAUUAAUACUGAUUUUCUACACGCAAGAUCUGUUAUGUUGGAAGACAAAUCCACCUGCAAACAAGUAAUCUAACUGAUUUGAGUGUGAAAAUACACCUGAAAAAGUCUGAUAUGAGGGUAGAGUUUCAUGAGCAAAACAGACUUUUAGGCAUUUAGCAGAUGUUAUAAUACAAAUAGAAAUUUGCUGCCGUAGAGGAAGUUUCAAUUCCAACAAUGAAAAGGUAACCAAUAGCAGGAUUAAAACCACAGUGCCAUGAUUAAAAAACAUUCCUAUUCCCUCCAAAAGUCUACGACAGAGCCGUGCCGCUGUAUGUUAACAAAUACGACAUAAAUCAAAUGCAGGAGCUGUUUUUUCUGCUAUUAACUCCAUAAUUAAUGGAACUGCAACUCCUUGAAAUCAUUUGCAAAGAGGCUCAACAAGCUUCAUCACUCCUUACCUCUUCACACUGUUCGUAACAGAUGACCCAGGAACCAACUAUCCAUUAAAUACAUGUAAAUCACAUUUAAUGUCCGCUUGUUGCUCUCACUGCGUUUCAUUGGGUCUGACUCAAUUGGCCAUGACAGUUUUGCUGUUUGGGACAGGCACAUAAUGGACUCACAGAGUGAGGCCUCUGUCGUCAAGAUGAGCAGCAAUAAUGUUAAUUAUUUCAUGAUUACGGCUAUAAGCCCUGCCUGCUGUAUUAGAUGGUCACAUCUCAAUGAUGGGAGGAGAAUAAGCUCUUUCACUCUGCUGGUGAAAGGACCGCGGUGAGCUCUACUACACAGUCCCAAAUAAUGUCCUGAUUUAGGGUUGCUAUUAUUCAGAAGUCACAUCUUUAUAGCAUGUCCUUUUCUUAUUUUUCUAUAAAAAAAAACAAUAAAUAAAAAAAGGUGUUUCCAGCUUGGUAAUUGGGUAAAUAGUACAGAUUGUAUAUGCUUAUUUGCUUUCUUGCAGAUGAACUGAGAUGAGAAGAUUUAUAUCCCUCAAAAUAUGAAGCUACAGCCAGCAGCCAGUUAGCAUAGCAUAGCACAAAGACUGGAAACAGAGGGAAACAGCUAGCCUGGCUCUGUUCAAAGGUAACCAAAUCCGCUGUUUUUUAUAUUGUUUGUUUUAUUCAUACACAAAGCUAAGCAUAACAGUUACAUAUAGGAGGGCAACAUAUCCUCAUAGAACUGUUUAAAUUAUAUCCUACAAAAUAAUGUAUCAUGUUUUAAAAUGGACCACUGGGUUAAGUGUAGAAAGUUUUGGGUUGGAAUAACUCUUUUAAUAGUUAAGAUAAGUUAACAUUGACUUUGAUUUACACAUGAGAUACAAACAGUUGCCUCCUUGGUGAAAGUCCUGUAUUUUUGUACUCCUCCAUCCACCCCAACCUCCCUACACGGACCGUGUCGCUCUUUACACUGCGUCACCUGAUUUCCACCUUUGCUUGCGUCAUAAUUACAGCCACCAGAGGUCGCCAUUCUACAACAAAUUUCAGUAUAGGUUGUCAUAAGAUGAACCUUGGCGCUCAUAAUUACUUGGGUAAUAUGUGAAUAAUAAUGCCUUACUUUUGGUAGGUAUCAUGCUUCAUGUAUACGUGAUGCAUCUGUAUCUGCAUAUCACCAUCACCAUCAGGCCGCAAAAUCUUUUUAGUGUGUGCACCAGGUUAGCAAUUCACAUUGGACUGAAGAGGUCACCAUCUUUUGGUCCGGUAUCCAGAUACAUCCUUGGUGCACAUCCGGCAUUUUUGACAACACGGACACAGAUGGGGGAAAACGCUGUAUACGUAAGUGUGUGACACACUGCCCCCUUCAGUUUGGGAGAAUAUUGGUUUGACACGAGUAAAAGCUGCACCAAGUAUAAGGUGAUGAGGUUUUGUUACCUCUGGACUAGCUGGCUGUUUCUUCCUGUUUCUAGUAUUUAUGCUAAGCUAAGCUAACUGGCUGCUCUCUAUAGCUUCAUAUUUAACAUAGACACAAAUAUUAAAGUAGUUUGAUCUUAUCUGUCUCAACAGGAAUAUGAAACCAUGUAUUUCCCAAAACGUCAAACUAUUCCUUUAAACACUUUUCUUAGACUCAUAAAAAAGAGAGCCUGAAUAUUUAAAAGUCCAUCCCUUUCAUCAUUCCUCCCACCAUGUUGCUCAAACUCUCAUUUUUCACCAAACAGAACAUAAAGAAUAAUUUUACUAUGAACUGUAGCCUUGAUUUCUCCCUCCACUGGACCUUAAUCUGCUUCACACGCUGGGAUUUUGAUGAAAGAAAUAAUUUGCCCUCCAGUCCUCAGAGAUUCUGUGUGAUUUGUGUCAGCUGCAGAUAUUUGAGGAGAAAGGCAGAAAGAGGAAGGCAGAAGGAACUAAACAGGUAGCACAUCUAGUAAAAAGCAUUUUUUGCUGAUGUUAUUCUGAUUAAAAGGCGGCUUGUAAAUCACAUUACACACAAACGAACAUAGAGGUCUUAUAUAAUUUAUAGCCCUCUACCAUUAAAAUCCUAAUAAAAAUAUUUCAUUUAGGACAGUUAUUCUCCAUUUCCAGUUAUUUAUUGUCACUUAAACCUGACUUUUUAGUCAAUUUGCCGAACCAAAUUUUAAUACCUAAGCACAAUCUGACUGAAUGGGUCAAAUAUAUUCAGUUUUUUCGUACAUCCCAGUCAAAACUUCAGAAGACUUUCCUUCUCUUGGUUGACAAGUCAGUAUGUAUGAUACUAGGGGGUCUCUAGUGUUUGUAAGGACUUGCAUGUAUACAAUUUUCUUUAUUUCUGUUUUAUAAUCUUAACUUUUAGCCCAGGAACAAAUGGGUGUUUUUGAACAAUAUUUGGAAUUUUUAUCAAUUUCAUUGAUGAUCCAUGUAGUACUGUAGGUGUAUGCGUGCGUGUGCUUGUUUGUGCAGGAGAAGACACCAAUCUUAACAGUCUAAAUUUUAAUUAUACUUUAAUAUGGCUAAACUGAUUAAAGAUUUCACUAGGAUGGAAAACUUUUUUUUUUAUCGAUGAAUUUUCUUGAUAGUUUGUGUAAAUGCUUUUAAACAAGGUCUUGAUUAAUACAUUCACCACCACUGAAAAAGCCUUUUUUUUCACUUUUCUGAUUAAUUUCCUUUUUGAAUAUCUGGUUUCAUUAUGAUUUCUGUUAUUGUAUGUGCCUGAAUACAUACGCUUGAUUACCUCUGUGUGUGCUCACAUGGGAGAGAGACAGAGUGUGUGAGAGAUAACCGUUUAUUGUACAUGUAUUAUAAAACUGUAUGUAAAUACUUUACCUCACACUCAUGGACUUUUGAUAAAAAAAACUGUACAAAAACGGCAGAGAAUAGAUCUAUUUGGGAUAAAUCUUUGAUUCGUAGGUCCCCUUGCGAAAUUGCUUUUGUAACGAUUUCAGGCCAGGAUAUGUGCAAUUGUUUAUAAUUAUUACACAGAGUGUGCACAUUUAAUGAUUCACUGUUUGUUGAUGUGUUUUUAUUUUCUGUUUGAGAAAGGUUGUUUUCUCAAAUCAUUAACUGCUACACAAAAAGCACAAUAGAUUAUUUAUUGCAUUUUUACUUUCAGAGAUAGUCUUUUUUUCUUUUCUCUCAAACUAAUCUUCUGUUUUUGUGUUGUUGUUUUUUUUGCCACAGAAGAAUCGAACAACUCUACCCCCCCUGAGCUGUACAGAUUGUGAAAAAUGUACAUACGACAAAAAUCUAGUUCACCCUCGCAUUUUUUUGUAUGACGAGAAAUUACUUGUGUGAAGAGAGUAUUUCAAAUUUGAUUGAAUAUUUAGUAAUAUUGAAAAAUGAGAUUAAACACAGUCAAUGUGAAAAUAAG